Molecule: messenger RNA, 387 nt
Organism: Ceratotherium simum simum (southern white rhinoceros)
Lineage: Eukaryota; Metazoa; Chordata; Mammalia; Perissodactyla; Rhinocerotidae
Gene: CRCT1
Product: cysteine rich C-terminal 1
Source: RefSeq, a predicted model, not a curated record
CCACUACCUAGCAGGUGGCCUGUUCCAGUUGGAGAACAGAGUGAGUCUUCCAGUGGAGCCAGGGUCUGGUUCUCCGUGACGAGCUUCGCGAUGUCCUCCCAGCCGACCGCAGCUUCCGCCAAAAGCUUUUCCAAGGGGUCUUCCCAGGGCCCCGCUCCGUGUCCCGCCCCGGCGCCCUCUGACUCGUCGUCCUGCUGCGGCUGCUGCGGCGACUCGGGCUGCUGCGGCUCCAGUUCCACCAGCUGCUGCUGCUUUCCCUUGAGGCGCCGCCGGCAGCGCAGGAGCUGCUGCGGCUGCUGCGGCGGCGGCAGCCAGCGAUCCCAGGCCUCCAGCCGGUCCGGCUGCUGCGGCGGCUGCUGCGGCGGCUGCUGAGGGCCCCACUGCUCC